UUACGAAAGAAAAAAAAAAGAGUUAUGAAAGUUGUUUCUAGUGACGCCGGAUGAUGUCCUUCAUCUCUUUUAUUUCGCCGCAGCUGCUGUAGAGAUCCACGCCGACGGCUCUGUGCGCAGACUAACAGUUACAUUCAGAGGAAUGAUGUUGGGAUCAGUGGUUGUUGGAAUAGGCAUCGCAGGAUGUGUGAGAAUGAGAGAUUUGCUCUCUCCUCUGCCGUCCAGCGCUGCUGAGAAGUUCAGCAUCAAAGGCUUUGUGUCCAGGAGGACUCUUGAAGAUCAGCAGGGUGUGAAGCAGAUCUCUAUGACGGAGGCGUUGAGCAGAGAUGACAUCCAUGUGGCCUUCAUAUGCACUGAAAACACUAACCAUGAAGAGCACAUCAGGCAGUUUCUGGAGGCGGGGAAGCAUGUGUGUGUUGAGUAUCCCAUGACCCUCAGCUACACAUCUGCAGUGGAUCUGUGGAAUCUGGCUCAGCAGAAGGGCCUGGUGCUACAUGAAGAACAUAUCGAGCUCUUCACUCCUGACUUCAAACAGCUGAAAAAAGACAUCGCUGGGAAAACGCUGGAGGAGGGAACGCUGCACUUCACAGGUGGAUCCCUGAAGACAAAUUUUGGGUUCCCAUCUUUCAGCGGGAUUGCCAGACUGACCUGGUUGGUUGAUCUUUUCGGGGAGCUGACGGUUACUGCAGCAUCUCUGGUGGAGGAGAAAGAGAACAAAUACAUGAAGCUGACGGCACACUUCCUGACCGGCCAGCAGAAACCUCUGACUUGGAUUGAAGAGCGGGCUCCAGGACUGGGCCGAGCCAAACACAUAGACCUUCGCUUCCAGGACGCCAGCAUCAAGGAGCUUCCUGCAGGUCAGCGGGAGCCGGUCGGGCUGUUCAUGCAGGAUCUGGUGCUGUUCGGCCGGAAGCUGCAGGGUGAAGUGUCUGCUGCGGAGCUCCAGGACGAGAGGAGCAGGAUCUUACACUGUCUGCAGCUGGCUGAGCGCAUCCAGAAGCUCAGUGAACACACUCAGGCCUGAAGCUGAAGCUGUCCACACCAUAAACCACACAGAAGUGUGGGAUAUAGACCGUGGUGUAGAGACAGAGUAGAGUGAAGGAUAAUAUAAUUGAAUUUAUACAUUUAUUUUCAUUAGAUUUUUUUCAACAUUGAAAAUCUGUUUGUUGUUCAAUUGCUUUUUGUGGUAGCUUG
This is a messenger RNA of Carassius carassius (crucian carp), 1194 nucleotides long. RefSeq names its product biliverdin reductase A-like. Lineage: Eukaryota; Metazoa; Chordata; Actinopteri; Cypriniformes; Cyprinidae. Gene Ontology annotation, molecular function: nucleotide binding; zinc ion binding; biliverdin reductase [NAD(P)H] activity. The transcript has 7 exons. Bases 143 to 1024 code for a protein of 293 amino acids. The record is from RefSeq and is a predicted model, not a curated record. Gene Ontology annotation, biological process: heme catabolic process.